Molecule: messenger RNA, 1206 nt
Organism: Anguilla anguilla (European eel)
Lineage: Eukaryota; Metazoa; Chordata; Actinopteri; Anguilliformes; Anguillidae
Gene: lsm4
Product: LSM4 homolog, U6 small nuclear RNA and mRNA degradation associated
Exons: 5
Coding region: 152-577 (141 amino acids)
Biological process (GO): P-body assembly; nuclear-transcribed mRNA catabolic process; mRNA splicing, via spliceosome
Cellular component (GO): U6 snRNP; spliceosomal tri-snRNP complex; P-body
Molecular function (GO): U6 snRNA binding
Source: RefSeq, a predicted model, not a curated record
CGAUUGAACUCUGAUUGGCGUAGAACACUUAACGCGAAAAUAUAGGCUGUGUAUCUUAAAACCAAGCGUUUUGAAUACGAUAUCGACCUAAGAAAAGAAUUAGCGGAAUUUCUAGUUAGCGUGGUGAGAAAAUUUAAACAAAGCCGCUAAAAUGCUGCCCCUGUCUUUACUGAAGACUGCACAGAACCACCCAAUGUUGGUGGAGCUUAAGAACGGAGAGACGUACAACGGACACUUGGUCAGCUGCGACAACUGGAUGAACAUUAACCUGCGAGAAGUCAUCUGCACCUCUAGGGAUGGCGAUAAGUUCUGGAGGAUGCCCGAGUGCUACAUCCGCGGGAGCACCAUAAAGUACCUGCGCAUCCCGGACGAGAUCAUCGACAUGGUGAAGGAGGAGGUGGUGUCCAAGGGGCGGGGCCGGGGCGGAGCCCAGCAGAACCGCCAGCAGCAGAAAGGGCGUGGCGGGGGCCCUGGCAGAGGUGUGUUCGGUGGGCGUGGCAGGGGCGUGCCGGGCGCUGGGCGGGGCCAGCAGGAGAAGAGGCCUGGCAAACCGCAGGGGGUGAAAAACCAGCACUGAGGGAGGGGGGGGAGACGGCGAGAGAGCGGGGCGGAGAGGAGGGGCGGGCGCAGCUCUCACAGCCGGCCACCAGUGGGCAGCGUUCACCCACAGCUCACAGACUGCAGUCGGAGCUCCUCUCCCUGGGGCUCUCUCUCUCUCUCUCUCUCUCUCUCUCCGUCUGCAGAAUCGUGCGGCUCUACGGAUCUCACGCUGAGAAACGCCAAUUUUCAGUUUUUCAUAGCAGUUUGUUGUUUCACGUUCAGAGGAAGAAGAAGAAAAAAAAGUAUAAAUCUGUCAGGCUGUGAACAGGCUUGGACAAGGCCGGCUGCUGUUCAGCCAUGUGUAUUAUUUCAUGUGCGAUUAGUCAAAAGUAAGGACACUGUCAGCGUAGUGUAUUUCUGUACCCUGCUAACCCCGCCCACCCCUUUGGGUAGAGCUACAUGAGGCAGGUAAAGGUGCUUCGAGCCUGAGGGGGGGGCAGGGGGGGUGACUCCCCGUGUGCGAGUUUGAACUGUGUAUUUUUACCUUUCAUUCUUCUGUUUUUUUGAGUGAUGUUCUCGGGGAACGGCCUGUAACGUUAACAUAUUUGUUUACAUGGGGGAAAAAACAAUAAUGCACAAUAAACUGUGUUCUUUUGUUUUGUUAAA